ACAUUUUUUUCACCUCGCCGUUUAUAUCGGAUAUGAUACGUUGUCGGUUAAGGACAGUGCAACAAAAUCUUCGAUGCAGGUCAUUUGCGCCAGACCCUUCGGAAGUUUUUAUUUACACACGAUAAGAUAUCAAUAUUGAUACGAGCUAGUCGCAACUCGUGGUUGAGUGCAAGUACGCGUUAUUUCUAGUGCUUAUAAUGGACGAGGAUUCUGACGAUUGCGGUGUCUCCCGACCUAAGUUUACGAUAGGUGAUAUGGGUUCAAAUGAUAGUAUAGUUUUUGAUGAGAAGCUAAUGAAAACAUCCACUCAUGCUGAGGAACUGGCUGCCACGUGGGGUGGAAGGUGUUCCCUACCUGAUUCGAGUAGGUUAAGACGAGUACACUCGUGGUCUGGGAAACCACCUGACGAUUCUGCGUCGAAGAUACGGAUUUUAAGAGAAAGAUUAGUGCGCACCCAAACCAAAGUAAGGCCAGGUGCGAUUCGUAAUUUUACUAGAUCUCAACGGCUUACACUUUUCUCUUUAGCAAUAGUUGACUUCAUGAGUUUCUGUUCUAUGAGUAUUAUGGCACCGUUCUUCCCAAGAGAAGCGACGGUCAAGGGCCUAUCGAAUACAAUGUGCGGAAUUGUAUUCAGUUUCUACGCAGUUAUUAUGUUUCUCACUUCGCCGUUUUUCGGGAAAUAUUUGCCAACAAUUGGUGUAAAAUUUAUGUUCACCGCUGGUUUGUUUAUGGCCGGUGCGUGUAAUGUUUUGUUUGGCACUCUAUCUCUCAUAGAAGAUACGACCACAUUCCUCGUACUAUGUUUCGUAGUUCGCGGCUUGGAGGCUUUAGGGGCGAGUGCGUACUCCACAGCCAGCUAUGUUUACGUGGUAAAUGUAUUCCCGGACACGAUUGGCUCUGUUUUGGGAAUUUUGGAGACUUUUGUGGGCCUCGGUAUGUCCGUCGGUCCAGCGAUUGGAGGAUUGCUCUAUUCGAUCGGCGGUUUUGGUUUACCAUUUUACAGUCUUGGAAUCGUGAUGGUAUUCACUGUGCCAAUUAACAUGUUUCUACUGCCCGACUAUGAAGAACACGCAACUGGUUCAAAACCGGCAUCAAUAUGGAAACUAUUUAAAAUCCCAUCGAUUAUAAUAACUGGACUAGUGAUAGUAAUCAUGUCGAAUACUUGGGCAUUCCUUGACCCUACAUUGGAGCCUCAUUUGCGACAGUUUUCCUUAUCUACUAAGCAAAUUGGACUUAUUUUUCUAUUACUUUCGAGUUUGUAUGGGAUAUUCAGUCCUAUUUGGGGUUGGGUUGCUGAUCGCGUACAUAACCAUUGGUGCAUGAUGGUAUGGGGCCUCUUCUUAUCAUCUAUAGGAUUACUUUUACUUGGCCCUUGUCCCUACAUACCUGGUCUACCACAAGAUCUAUGGCUAGAUCUAGUGGCAUUGUCUAUUUUGGGAAUGUCAGUUGCCUUGACAUUAUUACCGACGUUUCAAGGAGUAUUAACUAGUUCAAUUUACGAAGGUGGCUGCCCAGAAGCGAUCGCAACUUACAGCGCCGUGGCUGGAGUCUGGUCCUGCUGUUACUCCCUUGGCGAGGUCCUAGGUCCAGCUGUAGGUGGAGCUCUGGCUGAAAGAUAUGGCUUCCCGUUCUGUGCAACACUCUGUGCUGUUGCCUGUUUUGUUAUGGGCAUCAUUACCCUCGCGUUCUUCUCAUUGCGGGAGUCUUCAAAAUGGAUAGAUGACUCCAUAUCAGAUUCCAUACCAUACACAGAUUCUACAUGGAAUAGUAAUUUCUAUAGAACGCAGAGCGCUCCAGCAAGCCAAAUGGCCGAACAUACUCCACUCAUAAGCAAUUCUUGCACCGGAAAUGGUCCCCACAAAUAUGGAACUACAUCGCAAAAAAUUUGCCUGUUGCAUAAUAAAAGUAGAAAAAGUGGGUCAGCGAGCGUAGCCGAAAUGUUCGAAUAUGUACUCAAAUUUCAGUUCUUAACAAAUAUUUAUGUAAAAAUAUGGAAGUUUAAAAAUAGACGGAGAAACGGGACGGUGAAUGAAGAGCUGUAUCAAAACUAUUUAGAUGAAAACACAACAGAUAAUAAGAACGAUGAAUUUGUCAAUACUGAGAAUGAAGAUGACAGUUGUGACAAUAAAUAUUGUAACUUCAUAGAUAAGGCAAUAUUUGGGCCUACAGUAAAUAAUAACAGUGUCAUAGUAAAACCUAAUAACACUGGUAUAGUAACAAAGUCAAUUAAUAACGUCGAGAGACGAUCAACAAAUGAAAUCAUUAGGCAUAAUUUGCAAAAAGUACUUUUUUAUGAGCAAAACAGUCCAUGUACUUCCACAGAAGACAUUUUCGAUGGUUGCGAGUGCAAAGACGAUAUAACCUAUGUGAGAGGUACCGUCACAGUUUCUUCAACAGGAGCCUGUGAAGUAUAAUACAAAUCCUAAAUAGAUUUGUAAAACCUCCUUCAACGUCAUGGCACGCUAGUAGAAACGACCUCCUGUGACGUUUCCUGAUGUUUCCACGCCAACUUUGAUACCUUUGAAAAUUACUGAAAACAAUUUCAGCAUCGGGGUUUUAUGAAAAAUUCUGCUAUUAUGUCAAAGGAAAUUUUCAGUACCUUGCUACGAACUACGUCACGCAUGUAAACGCUACGCCGCUACGAAAAAUGGACGUCAUGUUACAAGGGUACUAUAAAAUGCUUGAGAUGUGAAAUCAGUGGAGAAAAUUCGAAUUUUCCGAUCCCUGAGUGCCAAGUGCCGUAUUAGACUAUAUCAAAUGUAAUUAAAAUUUAGUUUUUUUAAAGUAAUAAUAUUGAUGUAGAAAUUGUGUAAGACUAUUAAAAGUAUUAAAACAA
Molecule: messenger RNA, 2836 nt
Organism: Pieris napi
Lineage: Eukaryota; Metazoa; Arthropoda; Insecta; Lepidoptera; Pieridae
Product: MFS-type transporter SLC18B1-like
Exons: 13
Coding region: 198-2414 (738 amino acids)
Biological process (GO): transmembrane transport
Molecular function (GO): transmembrane transporter activity
Source: RefSeq, a predicted model, not a curated record